GAAACUAAGUGGGAAGUGGAGUGUGCGGGCUGUCAGAGGCGGGCGGUCCCCGCCGCGCCCCGCCUCCCCGCCUCCCCGCCUCUAGGCGCACUAGCGCCCGGCGCCCUCGCUCCGAGCGGCCGCUGGGCCGAGCCGCCCAGCCCCUGCCAGCUGCGCCCGACCGACAAAUAAGGAGCUCAGAGUCAGGCCAGGGUGGGAUGACGCUCAUUGAUGCCAAAGCACCUUUGACCUGCCAGGCAGAGGGGCCUUUGCUGGUGGUCUUUCUUGGUUUGUUCCGGAGAGGUCACCUGGCCACUGAGAAGUAACACAGCAGAAUGCCCCCUGGGGUUGACUGCCCCAUGGAAUUCUGGACCAAGGAGGAAAAUCAGAGCGUGGUGGUCGACUUCCUGCUGCCCACAGGGGUCUACCUGAACUUCCCUGUGUCCCGCAAUGCCAACCUCAGCACCAUCAAGCAGGUGCUGUGGCACCGCGCCCAGUACGAGCCGCUCUUCCACAUGCUCAGCGACCCCGAGGCCUACGUGUUCACCUGUGUCAACCAAACCGCGGAGCAGCAGGAGCUGGAGGACGAGCAGCGGCGGCUUUGCGACGUCCAGCCCUUCCUGCCGGUGCUGCGCCUGGUGGCCCGCGAGGGCGACCGCGUGAAAAAGCUCAUCAACUCGCAGAUCAGCCUCCUCAUCGGCAAAGGCCUGCACGAGUUCGACUCCCUGCGCGACCCCGAGGUCAGCGACUUCCGCGCCAAGAUGCGCCAGUUCUGCGAGGAGGCGGCGGCGCGCCGCCAGCAGCUGGGCUGGGAGGCCUGGCUGCAGUACAGCUUCCCGCUGCAGCUGGAGCCUUGCGCCAGGGGCGCGCGCGGCCCCAGCCGGGCCCUGCUGGUCAAUGUCAAGUUCGAGGGCAGCGAGGAGAGCUUCACCUUUCAGGUGUCCACCAAGGACAUGCCGCUAGCACUGAUGGCCUGCGCCCUCCGGAAGAAGGCCACGGUGUUCCGGCAGCUCCUGGAGGAGCAGCCCGAGGACUAUGCGCUGCAGGUGAACGGGAGGCACGAGUACCUCUAUGGCAGCUACCCGCUCUGCCAGUUCCAGUACAUCUGCAGCUGCCUGCACAGUGGGCUGACCCCCCACCUGACCAUGGUGCACUCCUCCUCCAUCCUCGCCAUGCGGGACGCGCAGAGCAACCCCACCACCCCGGUCCAGAAACCACGUGCCAAGCCGCCUCCCGUUCCUGUGAAGAAGCCAUCCUCUGUGUCCCUGUGGUCCCUGGAGCAGCCUUUCUGCCUCGAACUGAUCCAGGGCAGCAAAGUCAAUGCCGAUGAGCGGAUGAAGCUGGUGGUGCAGGCCGGGCUCUUCCACGGCAACGAGAUGCUGUGCAAGACAGUGUCCAGCUCAGAGGUGAGCGUGUGCUCGGAGCCCGUGUGGAGGCAGCGCCUGGAGUUCGACAUCAGCGUCUGUGACCUGCCGCGCAUGGCCCGACUCUGCUUCGCACUCUACGCGGUGGUGGAGAAGGCCAAGAAGGCGCGCUCCACCAAGAAGAAGUCCAAGAAGGCGGACUGCCCCAUUGCCUGGGCCAACCUCAUGCUGUUUGACUACAAGGACCAGCUCAAGACUGGAGAGCGCUGUCUCUACAUGUGGCCCUCUGUCCCAGAUGAGAAAGGAGAGUUGCUGAACCCCACGGGUACCGUGCGCAGCAAUCCCAACACCGAGAGUGCUGCCACCCUGGUCAUCUGCCUGCCCGAGGUGGCCCCCCAUCCUGUGUACUACCCUGCCCUGGAGAAGAUCCUGGAGCUGGGGCGUCAUGGGGAGCGUGGGCGUGCCACGGAGGAGGAGCAGCUGCAGCUGCGGGAAAUCCUGGAGCGGCGGGGGUCGGGGGAGCUGUAUGAGCACGAGAAGGACCUGGUGUGGAAGAUGCGCCACGAGGUGCAGGAGCACUUCCCAGAGGCCCUGGCCCGACUGCUGCUGGUCACCAAGUGGAACAAGCACGAGGAUGUGGCCCAGAUGCUCUACCUGCUGUGCUCCUGGCCCGAGCUGCCUGUCCUGAGUGCCCUGGAGCUGCUGGACUUCAGCUUCCCCGACUGCCACGUGGGCUCCUUCGCCAUCAAGUCCCUGCGGAAACUGACGGACGACGAGCUUUUCCAGUACCUGCUGCAGCUGGUGCAGGUGCUCAAGUACGAGUCCUACCUGGACUGCGAGCUGACCAAAUUCUUGCUGGACCGGGCCCUGGCCAACCGCAAGAUCGGCCACUUCCUUUUCUGGCACCUUCGCUCUGAGAUGCACGUGCCGUCGGUGGCCUUGCGCUUUGGCCUCAUCAUGGAGGCCUACUGCAGGGGCAGCACCCACCACAUGAAGGUGCUGAUGAAGCAGGGGGAAGCACUGAGCAAGCUGAAGGCGCUGAAUGACUUUGUGAAGUUGAGCUCCCAGAAGACCACCAAGCCCCAAACCAAGGAGCUGAUGCACUUGUGCAUGCGCCAGGAGACCUACUUGGAGGCCCUCUCGCACCUGCAGUCCCCACUGGACCCCAGCACGCUGCUGGCAGAAGUCUGUGUGGAGCAGUGCACCUUCAUGGACUCCAAGAUGAAGCCCCUGUGGAUCAUGUACAGCAGCGAGGAGGCAGGCAGUGCUGGCAGCGUGGGCAUCAUCUUCAAGAACGGGGAUGACCUCCGCCAGGACAUGCUGACCCUGCAGAUGAUCCAGCUCAUGGACGUCCUGUGGAAGCAGGAGGGCCUGGACCUAAGGAUGACCCCCUACGGCUGCCUUCCCACUGGUGACCGCACGGGCCUCAUCGAGGUGGUGCUGCACUCGGACACCAUUGCCAACAUCCAGCUGAACAAGAGCAACAUGGCAGCCACGGCCGCCUUCAACAAGGACGCCCUGCUCAACUGGCUCAAGUCCAAGAACCCCGGGGAGGCCCUGGAUCGAGCCAUUGAGGAGUUCACCCUCUCCUGUGCAGGCUACUGUGUGGCCACCUACGUGCUGGGCAUUGGUGACCGGCACAGCGACAACAUCAUGAUCCGUGAAAAUGGGCAGCUGUUCCACAUUGACUUUGGCCACUUUCUGGGGAAUUUCAAGACCAAGUUUGGAAUCAACCGGGAGCGAGUCCCAUUCAUCCUCACCUAUGACUUCGUCCAUGUGAUUCAGCAGGGCAAGACCAGUAACAGCGAGAAAUUCGAAAGGUUCCGGGGCUACUGCGAACGGGCCUACACCAUCCUGCGGCGCCACGGGCUCCUCUUCCUCCACCUCUUUGCUCUGAUGCGGGCAGCAGGCCUGCCUGAGCUCAGCUGCUCCAAAGACAUCCAGUAUUUGAAGGACUCACUGGCGCUAGGGAAGACGGAGGAGGAGGCGCUAAAGCACUUCCGGGUGAAGUUCAACGAAGCCCUGAGGGAGAGCUGGAAGACCAAGGUGAACUGGCUGGCACACAACGUGUCCAAGGACAACCGGCAAUAGCGGCCACCUCCCAGCCGCCACUCGCUGGCAAACCGUCCUGGGGCCAGAGCCCCUCGGUUGUCCUAGAAGGGGCCUAAAAGCCUGAACUGCACCUCAUGUUAAGAACCACACAACUGCCUUUUGUUUACACUGGUUAUUUAUUUAUGACUCGAAGCAUUUAAGGAACCAAGCAGCCAUAAAUGGAAAUGCAUCCUUGUGCAGAGGAGGGGCGCUGUCCCUGUGUCCCCAUCAGAGCACUGAGUCGGGCACCUUGAGGCCGUACCUUGCUCGUCUGAGGACUGGCAUCCCGUCUUCCAGCUGGUGGAUCUCGCCCAGCAGGACUGACCUCGUGGGGAGCCUUCUUCCCCGGCUCCCCGCCCAGCAGUUACCUGGUGCCUCCCGUCCAGACAGGACGCCUCAAUCCCCAGCUCACCUCCUGCCACCUGUGUGGCCCACCCUGCCUGUCCUCCAUUGACCAAGUCCCGGGCAGCUCCCGAAGAAGCCGGGGUACCUCUAGACUCAGGGAAGCUUGCUCGUCACUGCUGAAGUGACUCUCGGGUACCAGGUGCCCCCACCUCUUUUAUCUGCGGGUAAGAAAAUAAUAGCCAAACUAUUUACCGAACCUCUACAGCUGGGGUGGAGCCUGCCUCCCCCAAGGAUAGUACAAAACUAUGUGCUCGGCAGAGCUGGUCCUGGUCAAGGUGAAAGGUCAGA
This is a messenger RNA of Sciurus carolinensis (gray squirrel), 4127 nucleotides long. It is a transcript of the gene Pik3cd, whose product is annotated as phosphatidylinositol-4,5-bisphosphate 3-kinase catalytic subunit delta. Gene Ontology annotation, molecular function: 1-phosphatidylinositol-4-phosphate 3-kinase activity; 1-phosphatidylinositol-3-kinase activity. NCBI's taxonomy places the organism in Eukaryota, Metazoa, Chordata, Mammalia, Rodentia, Sciuridae. Bases 315 to 3434 code for a protein of 1039 amino acids. The record is from RefSeq and is a predicted model, not a curated record. Gene Ontology annotation, biological process: phosphatidylinositol-mediated signaling; phosphatidylinositol-3-phosphate biosynthetic process; phosphatidylinositol 3-kinase/protein kinase B signal transduction. Gene Ontology annotation, cellular component: plasma membrane; phosphatidylinositol 3-kinase complex; cytoplasm. The transcript is spliced from 24 exons.